Scatophagus argus is the source of this 621-nucleotide messenger RNA. RefSeq names its product protein FAM180B. The transcript is spliced from 3 exons. NCBI's taxonomy places the organism in Eukaryota, Metazoa, Chordata, Actinopteri, Scatophagidae. The coding region runs from base 77 to 562 and encodes 161 amino acids. The record is from RefSeq and is a predicted model, not a curated record.
UCCUGAAGAAGGCAAGGGAGUACAGAGGUGAGAAGGAUGCAGCGUUUCAUCUGUGUGCAAAAAAGUCAAGAGAAAAAUGAAGAUACAGCUUGAAAUCUGCCUUCGGGUCAUUUUAUGGCUUUGGUUUGAGCAAAUGCUGCAAAAUGUGACUGCAGACAAAAAACCGACUUCUCAAAAAACUGGCUCAUUGGUUUCUGAUGCAAACCUGAUGUUUGAGAUCUUACUGGGCGGGGUGGAGAUGGACCAGGACAACAACAUUGUUCUGCUCGACAAGGAGCUGGCAUCAAUGAGGUCCGGGCGGGCUUUCCUGUCUCAGAUUAACGACAACAUCCCCAGAAGUCGGAGCUCCAUGUUGCAGAUGGUGACCACGCUGGAGGUUCAGAGGAGGCCGCUGACUGAGGCUCAGUUUGAGAGUCUUGUCCUGAGCAUCGUGUACUCUGCCUACCAGGCCCAGCACCAGGACCGAGAUGAGGAACGGGAGGCAUGGGGUGGAGUGCUCCUCCAGCUGGCAAAUGUCACAGUCCAUGAACUCCGUGGAAGUUAUCUCUUUAAUUAUGCAUGAUGCACAUACUGCCAUUCUGUGUGAGAUACAGCUGUAUGCAAUAAAUCACCUAACUGAAA